Brenthis ino (lesser marbled fritillary) is the source of this 3198-nucleotide messenger RNA. NCBI's taxonomy places the organism in Eukaryota, Metazoa, Arthropoda, Insecta, Lepidoptera, Nymphalidae. The record is from the annotation of a GenBank genome assembly.
AUGCCAAGGAACUGCGAUGGAGAUUCUGGGCGUAGUUCAUGUUCGGCUGCUUCAAUAACGCUCAGUCCAGUCUUAGACUUUCACCAGUUUGAGGCUAAAAAAAUGUCGAGAAAACAAGAUUCAAUCACAAAUCUAAAAGUUAGCACUCAACCAAGAAACUUUGCCAGUAUCAUUAAAUCUCCGGAUGAAAAAGAUCCAUUUCCCAGUUGUAGACUUCCAAGGAACCAUAGAAAAGCUGUGUUCACCUUGUUUGAUACCCCAAGAUUAGGAGGCUUAAGUAAUGCUCACUCUACACUAAAUAUAGCAACCAGCACACAAAUUGAGAGGUCAGAAUUACAAGACAAUGCUAUUUCACUGACGGCACUUAAUAAAGAUGAAGAAAAAGUAAUUAAAAGACAAGUCCCUGUAAAUAGUCACUUUAGAAGAGGUAAACCAGUACAAAGAGCAGCUUCAAGACUCUAUAAAGCAGAUAGUGUGAGAGGGAAGGAUGAAUGUGUAGGCCCAGAGUUCAUAGUCCGAGCAUCACAACCUGUUAAAUCCUUAGACCUGACCAUCUCUGCUUUAUGUGAUAAAAGACUGAUUACUGCAGUACUUCUAAAUGGUCAACGAGUUGAAGUUCUGUGUGACCCAAAUACAGUUACAGCUGGACAAAUAUUUGAACAUUUAAUUACUACUGAAAAAUAUGAACACAAUUUUAUGCUUGGCAUUGCAAUAUUAAUUGGGGGAGACUUUGUUUUUCUACCAGAUGAUUAUAAAAUAAAAAAAGUUGUACCUGAAAGGUGGCAUAAAACAAGCCACAAAUAUAACAAAAAUUCAGAUGAAGAUAUAUCAGUCACAUUAUUUUUAAGAAUUAAAUUUUUCCUCCCAGUAAAUGUAUCAAAUAGCAUACAAAGUGGUGAAUGGCAAUAUAGAGUGUAUUUACAACUCAGACGAGCUACUGUUGAAGGACAGAUGAUAUCAACCAUUCCGAAUCUCAUUUUACUAGCAGGAUAUGCAUUACAUAUUGAGUUUGGUGAAUUUUCUUACCGAGAACAUGGGACUGCUGAUUAUUUUUUACUGGAACAUUAUUUACCUGAAUCUUUAAUAACGAACGAUAUGGCAGAUGUUAAGUUUCGCAUGAAAAGGGCCCACGAAUCCCGACGAGGCUUAGACAAAAGCAAAGCUAUUGUAAAUUAUAUAACCCUUGCACAGACUUUUAGAGAUUAUGGUGCACAUUUUUACUCUGCAAUAUGGGCUACUAGAGACGGAUUUUGUCGCGAUGUAUGGCUCUCCAUUGGCCCCAGGGGUGUUACUAUUUAUUCUAGAACGAAUCAAAUUUCAGAAGAUUCUACUUCGAAUCCAAACAGAAUAGUACUGCAAAGCUUGCCAUGGCAUCACAUACACACAUUCUAUUAUAACAAAAAAAGCCUGUACAUAAUGCCUAAUGCAUAUUCUGGUCUAUCCAAAAUAGGGAUCAAAUAUAAACUUAAAAUGUUAGACAAUAAAAGCUAUUUUGCUUUUUGGUUGGCAUCAUUACACCAUCGAUUAUAUUUAAAAUUAUAUGCAAAGGACGAUUUCAUAAAUUAUUUAUCAGGUGAACUAAACUGUCCAUUGAAUGCAGAUAGCCCCAAGAAGACAGACUGUAGUAAUUAUCAAGAUAGCUAUAAUAUAGCUGUUAGGAAUCCAACAAAAAUUCGACGACCAGUUAGGCGAAGAUUUAAGGUGGAUUUAUUUGGUGAUAAAAAAUCUCAAAAUAAGGAAAACGAAAGACCCAAUACUGAACUGUUAUUACGACAAAUUUUAUCACCUCCGCUGAGCGACGAAAGCUUAGUAAAUUCUCCGGUGAAAAAUGGUCAAAGGAGUUCAUCAAAUGAAGGCCUAUCUUCAUCAGAAAGUAGUUUACCAAGAAGACAUGGUGUUAAAAUGGGCACUCGAGUUUUUAAUGGUAUGAAAACAACGCUAAAUGGUAAAUAUACGCGGUCGCCUUCCAAACUUCUGUCGGUCCGAUCGGACGGUGAUUUGGCAACGACACAUAGUGAUUCCGACGACCUCUCAGAGCAAAGACAAUGUAAUGUCAAUAGCAUGAAGUUGCUACCCGAGAGGUCAUACAGCCAAAAUAUGAUCCAAGCACCAACCGCCUAUGUAUUAGAAUCUCCGAAAGUUUACUCUGACGUGUUUAAUUAUGACACGGGAAACGAAUCUUGUGUAAAUAAUUCUAUAUUUGAAAGAUUAGACAAUAUGGAAUGUGUUCAAGGGGAAAGGAUUUUUGUGACGGCUGUUCUAGAGAGAGAUAAGAUGAAUGCUUUAGGUCUUCAAGUUGCAGAAGGAUCUGAUGGCAAUGUGUAUAUAAAAUCCAUUACCUCAGGAAGUCCUGCAGAUUUAUGCGGGAAACUUUUACCCGGAGAUCAAAUAAUAUCAGUGAACGGACAAACUUUACUUAACUUAAAAUAUGACAAAGCUUUAAAUAUGCUGCAAGCAGCACCAGUACAAGUGGAACUUAUUGUGCUCCAAAAUACGACUAAGAAUAGCGUUUCGGACCAAUGUGAUAGUGUCUUAAACUCGGAAUCUCAUGGUUUAGAAAAUACGUUAAGGCAUGGUAUAGCUAGUGCUCUGGAUGCAGACUUAACUGAUGAUGAACUACUAAAUGAGGAAGCUUUGAAAACAAUUUAUGCUUUAAUAAAAUUGACAAAAGAAAAAGUUAUCAGUCGUAUGAAAGAUAAAUCAAAUAGACAGAGCACGCAUAAUUCGAGUAACUUACAAAAAUGUUCUUCUGAGAAUAAAGUCUACGAAGAAUCGGAUGUUGGGAAUUAUUCCUCCCAAGAAAAUACACCACAAAAGAAGAAUACCCAGAAAUUUAAUACGUGGAAAGGACAUUUAAACAAUCGGCACAAACGACGACCGUUGAGCUUAAGCAUUCCCGCAGACGUUCAUAUAUCUGACAAUUACUUAAACGAUGAUGAUCUUAUAAAGAAAUCAUCUCUAAAAUCCAUUCAAUCGUCCCUAAAUAGUUUAGAUAAGUCAGUGCACAGUGGUUCUUUGAAAAAUGUGGCGUUCCCAAGAAACUUUGGGCUAAGUAGACGGUGGUUAGGUCCAGUGCGGUACCCAGUGACGCCUUGCAAGAACGAUGUAGCCAAAAUGGAAAAUGCAAUGGAAGGCAAUGUUGUAAGAAGACGAUUUAUUUAUGGUACAGGAGACUCUGAUGAAGAGCAGAUAUUUUUA